Messenger RNA from Anopheles coustani, 1941 nucleotides. Its product is annotated as ionotropic receptor 75a-like. Gene Ontology annotation, cellular component: membrane. The transcript is spliced from 4 exons. The coding region runs from base 1 to 1941 and encodes 646 amino acids. NCBI's taxonomy places the organism in Eukaryota, Metazoa, Arthropoda, Insecta, Diptera, Culicidae. The record is from RefSeq and is a predicted model, not a curated record. Gene Ontology annotation, molecular function: ligand-gated monoatomic ion channel activity.
AUGGCGGGUCAAAACGUGCUGCCGUGUGUCGCUGCUGCCUUAUGGUUGUGCGUUCGUUUGGCGUGCGUCGAUGGCCAGUGGAUCGAUGGUGUCGGUGAGCUAGCGGUCGAUUACUAUCGGGCAAGGGAUGUGAAAUCUGUGACCGCUUUGGGCUGCUGGAACCACACGGAACGGCACAAGUUUUUCCGUACCUUCACCCGGGAUGGAGGGAUGUUGGUACAGUUCGUGCCCGACCUGGCCGUCGUGUACCCGAACCAGUACUCGAAGGGAGGAAUGCUGAUCGACGCGACGUGUGAGAGUGUGCUGAACGAGAUGCGACAAAUGGGUCGUGAGCUGAAUAAACUUUUGGUGGGAAAUGUGUACUGGCUGUUCGUGGAAAAUCCCCCGAAUGACACGCACCGAAUGGCCGAUGAAGAUUUGCUGGAGUAUUUGGUGGAGCUUUACAACGAUCGAUUUCGCUUGCUCGACACGAUGCCGUACACAAACGUGGUGAUUAGAGUGCGAAGUCCCGUGACCGACGGCUGGACGCUGGUGGAAGUUUUCAAACCCAACCGCAAUGCCCGUCUCGUGCCGGAAGUGAUUGUCACCGAGUACGGAACGAUGUGCGGUGGCGAGAGCUUGCUUCGGAAGAGCUUAGCAAAGUUAAGCGCACGGAGCGCGGCUAGAAGGCGUAAUCUGCAAGGAUAUUCCAUGCCAUGUGGAAUGGCGAUAACUUCGCCGGAGUAUUUUAAAAGCCUGGACGACCGGAACGACGUGCACGAUCUGUAUACGAAGGCGAACUUUCCGUUCAUCCGCGAGCUGAUGUAUGACCUGAACUUCACGCUGAACAUGGUGCAGGUGGACGCGGGCGGGUACAAACGCAACGGUACGUUUAGCGGUCUGAUGGGUAAGUUCCAGAACCGCUCGAUCGAGCUCGGCUGCAUGGGAUGCCUGAUGCGCACCGAGCGGCUGGAGGUGGUCGACUUCAUGGUCGUCACGUUGAUCAUCCGGAGCAGCAUCAUCUUCCGGCAGCCCCCGCUUUCGAUCGUGUCGAACAUCUUCGAGCUGCCGUUCAGCGUCGGCGUGUGGCUGUCGUGCGUCGCACUGAUGGUCGUCUACUGGAUCGCGAUGGUGGCCCUUCGGUGUUUCUAUGGCGCGGAGCGAUACACCGUGAUCGAGUCACUCAUUUACCUGAUCGGGGUCAUGAGCCAGCGAGGCAACGAGCUGGUGCCACACUUCAACGGCACCCGGUUGCUGAUGUUCUCGUUCCAGCUGACCAGCUUUUUUAUCAUCACGUCCUACUCGGCCAGCAUCGUGGCCCUGCUGCAGAGCCCGAGCCGGGCAAUCAUGACCGUGGGCGACCUAGUGCGGUCUCCACUGCAGGCGGGCGUCAUGGACACCAGCUACGGGCGCGUCUACUACACGGAGACACCGGAUCCGGACGUACAGGAGCUGUACCGGAGGAAGAUUCGGCCGCACGGCGAACGUUCCUUUAUCGAGCCACCGGAAGGGAUUGGUCGCGUCCAACACGAGCUGUACGCCUUCGAGGCGGAAGUGAAUGCCGCCUACAAGGUGAUAAAGGAGACGUUCGCACCGGAGGAGGUCUGCAAGCUGCACGAGCUGGAGGCCCUCAAGCUGCCACCGUUCGGCAUACCGAUCGUCAAGGGAAGCAAGUACCGGGAGCUGAUGCGCCAGCGCCUGAUGUGGCAGCGGGAGGUCGGCAUUAUCAAGCGGUUCAACAUCAUCUGGAUCCACCAGAAGCCGCAGUGUGAAAAUCCCACCGCCGGCUACACCUCGGUCCGCUUGGUGGAGAUGCGUUAUUUGUACUGCUUUCUUGCCGUCGGCUUUCUGGCCGCCCUGUUGGCGCUCGCAGUCGAGAGGACCUGGUUCAAGGAGCGGUCCGUGUGGGCUCGCCGGGGCCGGAAAAUAAUCAAAGCCAAACAGGCUAGAGCGAGGGAUUAA